AUGAUUGAGCGCGAGAUGAUUGAUAUGUUCACAAGCACUCUGUCUGGACAUUACUAUUUAGCUUGUAGUACGUCUGCAAGUUUUGCUGAAAUGGUUAGAUGUGGUGAACGUGUCGAGAUGGGCUUGAAAAUGGGAAAGAUACAGUUGGGUGGUGUCGCUAGUUCUACUGGUGGAAAGAAACCGUCAGAGGGUUAUACCAGAAAGAAAGAAGGAAACACGGAUGCGGUGUAUGGGCGAAGUGGCCAAGGAAGAGGCAAUUCUCAAGUCAAUGCUGUUACUAUUCCUGUGCCGCAACAACAACAAGAACAGGGGCAGCGCCCUCAAUAUCAGAAUAACCAGUAUCGGCAGAGAAGGGAUAGAAAGAUUGAUCCGAUUCCCAUGACAUAUGCUCAGGUGCUGCAACACUUGCUCAAGAUUGAGAAGAUCACUUUGAGAGAUGCUCCGAAUGCUCCGGAUCGUCAGUCUCCGAACUAUAAUGCGAAUGCGCGGUGUGCUUUCCACUCAGGUGCUGCUGGACAUGAUACAGAGAGGUGUAUUGCAUUGAAGAAUAAAGUCCAAGAUUUGUUGGAUCAAAAGGUUAUUCAAUUCACUCCGACACCUAACAUUGUCAAUAAUCCGAUGCCAACUCACGGAGGCUCGUGUGUGAAUGCCAUUGAGAGUGAAGAGAUAAAUGUGAUAUCUGAUGUGGGCUGUUUGACUUUUCCUCUUGUGUCUGUGAAGCAACAUCUGGUUAAUUGCGGUAUCUUCUCGGGUUGUGGUAUUGAUUGUAAGAAUUGCAAGAGUCAACCCGAGGGUUGUGCUGAUUUGAAAAGUAUGGUGCAAAAACUGAUUGAUGAGGGUCCUCUUCAAUUUUAUCGAAGGUUGAGAGGUGCGAAGAGUGAGAAUGGUGAAGUGUCUAUGAUUUCAAUUCCUUAUGAGCCGGUUGUUCCAAUCUGUAUCCAAGUGCCUAUUCAGAUACCUGUUAGUAUCCCAUAUGAGGAACAACCAGCGGCGUUGAUGAUUACCGUGCCAGGACCAGUUCCAUAUGAGAGUGAGAAGGCCGUUCCUUGGCAUUAUGGGUCUGAUGUGUACUACUAUGGCACCAAAAAGGAAGAGGGGCCACCUAGAGAAAAGUUUGUGGAGGCCGCAGUUGCAAACAAGGAUAAUUUCGCUGGUACUGGUAGAAUCACUCACAGUGGUAGGGUGUUCUCCCCUCAGCCAAUACAAAACAAUGCAGAUGCUUUGGCUAAGGCCAAAGGCAAACAAGUGGUGACUGAUGACCAGAAUCCUCCGACUCAGAAUGGGGCACCUGACAAUACUGUGUUUUCCAAGGAUGUGGAAGAAUUGCUGAGAAUCAUCAAGAAGUCUGAUUAA
Molecule: messenger RNA, 1353 nt
Organism: Vicia villosa (hairy vetch)
Lineage: Eukaryota; Viridiplantae; Streptophyta; Magnoliopsida; Fabales; Fabaceae
Exons: 1
Coding region: 1-1353 (450 amino acids)
Source: RefSeq, a predicted model, not a curated record